This is a messenger RNA of Effrenium voratum, 6821 nucleotides long. NCBI's taxonomy places the organism in Eukaryota, Dinophyceae, Suessiales, Symbiodiniaceae. The record is from the annotation of a GenBank genome assembly.
CACCAGAGCUCCUGCUCCCUAACUUUGGGUAGCUCGAUCUGGAAGAUUGAUGGCGGAAUGGGAGGUGAGAGGGACCUGAGUCACGUGGACCGGGAGAGGCGGCUGGAGCAUGCGGUGGCGGUUCUGCUCCAGUCCCAAACCUUCCCUUUGCAUGGGAAAGAUCUGGAGAAGCAGCUGGAGCAACUGCUGCAGGUGAAAGGGAAAGCGCUGGCACAGGCACUGUGCCUCGAGGAGUCGCCCUUUCGCCACUUCGCCUCCGACGAAAGCGGCGGCGGCGGCUCCGCGCGCCUCGCCGCGCUGGUGGCGGCGGCAGAGGACUACGCGGCGGAGCUGCGGCAAGGCUUCAAGCAGCGGAUCCUGGCGCAGUAUGGGACGCUGCCGCAGCUGGCCUUCAGCUUCAAGAAGUCCAUCCCCAACGAGUCCUCCGCCUCCAACGGCGUGCUGCAGCUCGUGGAUCUCCGGGCGCCCAAAGGCGGCGCUGACCGCGACAAAGGCGGCGCUGGUGUCUUGGGGGCCUCCUGGGCGAGCACCCUGAUGGCGCUGCCAGGGGUAUCGUCCGAGGAGGUUUUGGCCAAUCUGCAGCUGAUUGCCGGCCAGGCCUGUCUGGAGCCUGCCCCGCAGCUGCCCCUGUCCGUGGCCCUGCCGCGCUUGGCGAAUCUGCCGGAGAGUCUGAUCUUCGACCUGCGGAGCCACAUUGCGGCGCGGUACCGCUCGGUGAGCCGCAUCUUCGAAUCCAGGGCUGUGAGCCACAAUGGGAAGCUCUCACGCGAUAGCUUUCAGCAGGUCUGGGAGGGCGUGGACGAUGACGCCGAGGAGCCCGAUGAGCUGCUGAGCCUGCUCUUCGCCGCCUGCGACUCCCGGCAGGAUGGAGCCAUCGACCAGGAGGAGCUUCAGCAGGCCUUGGCGGUGGCGGCGCCCCCCAGCGGCCUCAGUCGCAUGCGCACCCUCGCCAUCCUGCAGUUCGGGGGCUGGCGCUCCGCCUUGGGCAGCGUGGGCCUGGGCGCGGAGGACAGCAUCUCCCAAGGCCGGUUUCUGGCGCUGGCGGCGAACCUGGACGUGGCCUACGUGGAUGCCCGGAGGGUCUUCCUGUCCAUGUCCCCCACCGGGGACGCAAUCCGCAGUUCGCAGCUGGUGCAGCAGGGCGGGGACUUCAGCCUGCACGAGUUCGCCCUGCGGGUGUGGCUGGCCUGUGAGACGGGCGCCUCCUUGGCCGAUAUGGCCCGGCGCCUGCAGAUCACCGGGGAGGUGUCGCUGAGCCUGGGAUCCUUCCAGAAGGUCUGCGGCCAGGGGCUGGACUCCAGCAGCCGGGACCCCUCCAAGGACCGCCUCUCCGUGGCCCCCGGCGGCGGCGGCGGCGGCUCGUCGAGGCGGUCGCUGCCCUCGGUGCGGUGCCAGCCGGCCCUGUCUGAGGGUGAGGCCUUGGCGGCCUACGGCGCCUUCCAAGCCAAGUACCGGCAAGUGACUUUGGCCGCGGUGCGCAUGGAGCUGAGCUCCAACUCCGGCUUCUCCGACGUGCUGGCGCUCGACCGCGCCUGCGCAUCCAUGGGGGAGACCCUGGUGGUCCGGUACAGGCUGCCGCGGGAACUCCAGUCGCAGACCGGGAAGUACCCCUUCAUCGCUGUAGUGCCUUCCAGCAUGACCUGGAUGUCUGGAGGAGGUGGCUGUUGGAUGCUGAACCGCAUGCCUGUGACGGAGAUGACCGGCCCCAAGUUCUUCCUGAAGAAGGGCGAGGGCGUGAUCCGCCUGCAGGUCUGGCCCGGGGUGGCCAGCAUGGAGCUGGGCUCGGCGGAUCUCAGGAUCUUCUCCUCGCCGGAUGGGAUCUCCAUCGGGAAGCAGCUGGGCGGCUCCGCGCGGUUCGAGCUGUGCCCGGCCGCGCCCUCGCGGCUCAUGGUGGAGGAGGCCUCUGUGGGGCCCAGCAGCCUGCGCCUGGUCUGGGAGCCACCAGGCGGCAAAGAUGCCCCGAUGAAGCACAUCAUCCGCGGCCGAGCGCUGAACUUGGACGUUGAGGAGUCCACCAUGGGGGAGGAGACCCUGGGCUGGUCCCACGUGCAGAAGAAGGUGGCCAAGUUUCAGAGCCAUCACGUCUCGGGUCUGCUGCCCGGGGCGCGGUACCAGUUCCAGGUCCACGCGGUUCUGGACGUGCGGCGCAGGGCCUCCAGCGCCUCCUUGACCUCGGAGCCCACCGCCGUGUCACCCCAGGUGACGCCACGGGUUAUGUCCCCGGAGCGCUCCGUGUCCCUGGCGUCCACCGUCAGCGUUGCGUCGCCCACCGUGGAGGUGACGAUGCCCACACGCCCAGCGCCCCCACAGCCUGGGAGAGCUUUCCUGCUGAGCCAGGGGCUGGGAGGCUCCCUGACGUUGCGGUGGCACACAUCCGAGGGGGAGGAACCGUUCACGAAUGCCGCGUGGUUCGGAGUGUGCCCCUGGGACUACGAACUCUUUUGGGAUCAAGAGAAUGAAGACAAUGAGGAGAGUGAAGAGGGAGAAGCGCACAAGGAAGAGAAGAAAGAGGAUCAGGAUGAGAGCGAAAUCGCGCACUGGCCAGAUGAGGACCAAAAGCACCCGUGCCGAGUUUGGCGAUACCCUUAUCCCUUCUGGAUCCGAAAGUUGCCGGGGGGACUUAUUGAGUGCCUGGUGCAUCCCCCGGCGGGCGACUCGGCACGCUGGGCGGUACGUGCCGUGGACGCGGUCAGCGGGGAGGUCUCCGUGCUCGGGGAUCUGAGUCUGCCAGUGCCACUGCCCUCGCUCGCAGAGGCCUUGCUCAGGGAGGAGGAGGCGCCCUUGCAGAAGUUGGGCGAGGCGGCGGUGGCGGCGGGGGGCUGGGCGCGGUACCUGGAGGAGGCGGAGGACAAAGGCCUGCUGGGCACCGGCGACCAAAAUGGCCUCGACCUGCGCCGGAAGCUCUUCGCCAAGGUGGAGGAUGCCGGAGGUGUGCAGAAGGUGGUUGAAGCCUUGGAAGAUCUGAACAUGGAGACCUUUGUGCCGGGCUGCCAGGUGAUGAAAGCCAUCCAGGACACCGGGCGACUGGACUCAGACUCCUGGCAGAAGGUGGUGAAGUUGGUGGCCGGCGCCGGGGGCGCGGAGGCCUUGCACAGCAGCCUGCAGGGCAUCGAGCUGGGGGACGUCGUUGGGCACGCCCAGGAGCUGGCAGCCCUCGGGAUCUUCGAGGGUCAGAGCCAGGACCAUACGUUGCGGGACGCCUUGCUGGGGCCAGGCGCCGAACGGCGCAUGCCCAGCUUGUUCGCCAAGAUCCAGGAGUCGCUGGCCGGAGUGGCGUUGAACGAGCACCAGGUCUUCGACCUGUCCAAUGCAGUGGGCAUCAUGGCGCGCGCCGGAAGUGUGACCAAGAUCACUUGGUCGAAGCUGGUGGACGCAGUUGCGCAAGAGGGAGGCCCAGGGCGUCUGGCACCAUUGCUACAAUUCGCAGCAGGCCACUGCAAAGAGCUGGCCGCGGCCAUGCGCCAGUCCCACCUCGACGCGACAGGCCUCAUUGGCUUCCUGGCGACUGCAGGUGAUGCUGAGUUCAUCGGUGCGUCGUCCGACAGCGUGAUUCGGCAGGAGUUUCUAUCAAAGCUUGCGGAUGCCGGUGGUGCUUCUGUUCUGUUCAGCUCGCUGCAGGGAGUUGACUUGAAGGCGCUGCGGCCCGCGCUGCUGAUGGCCCGCGCCGCGGGGCUGCACAAGGAGUCCUGCUUGCAGGCGACGGCAGGUAGCAUCUCCAGGGCGGAUGCCUGGCACAUGGUGGUGGAGCACGUGGAGAGCAAGUGGGGAGGCCCACAGGCAUUCUUGGCGGCCAGCAAUGAGCUGGCAGAGACGCACAAGGCGGGUGCCCUGGAACGGCGGGAGGAGUUCAUCUUCGAGGGCCUGGUGGAGCAGACCGGGGGCAGGGCCGCGGUGACGGAGCUGCUGAACAUCGUUGCCAGUGCCGGCGGGGUGCAGCACGUGCUCAAGGCCCUGGGCCCCGUUCAGCUCUCGCAGGUUUGCAAUUUCCUGGAAGCUUUGCGGCGCGGAGGCGGACGCUUUCAGGAUCUGCUCAAGCUCUCGAGCUUGGCUGCAGAGGCCGGAGGACUGACACGACUGGUCCGCACCAUGGAAAAGGUCCAGGAUGCCAGCAAGCUGUCUGAGGUGGUCGAAUAUGGGGAUUCAUUCCACAGGCAAGGGCUGACUGGCCAAGCAGAGCAAGAGCCGGAGAAGCACGCGGAGCUGCUCGCAAAGGUGCUGGCAGAGACAAACCCGAGCAAGUUUCUGAAGGCCUUCGAGAACGUGCGCCUGUCCUCGGUGGUCAGUCUCCUGCCGCUGCUGAUCUCCGCCGGCAUGCUGCGCAGCAAGGGCCAAGCCCAGACCGAGGAGGAGGUGGCGGCUGCUGGGGAAUCCAUGCUGAGGUGGCUGUCGCGUGCAGGUGGAUCCUUUCUGGUCAGCGCCAGCGUAUACCAAGUGGAAGCACGGUCAUUCUUGAAGCUCAUGGAGCAGGUGAACGGCACCGGGCUUGGGAGGCUGCGGCCGAACAGCAUGGUAAAGGUGGGCGCCUGGCUGUCCUCUCUGGCCAAACGCAGUGGCUCUUUGGAGAACUUCGUGGCCAUGGUUGGGGAAUUCGACCUGGUGGAGGUUGUAUCAUGCCUGAACGCCCUCCGCACAGGCCCAGGCGAUGGUGCCAGAGGCGACUCCGGCGAGGAGGAAGUGCCCUUUGCCCCUGGGCCCUCUACGCCGGAAGAAGCAAAGGUCGUGCAGGAGGUGCUUGAGGCCAUGCUGGACAUCGCUGCGCGGGACGGCUUGGGUGGAAUCCACCGGCUCGUGGAGAUGUUCCGCAAGGUGGACUGCUUGGAACGUCUUCAACGAGGUGUGGAGCUUCUGGACUCCGCCAGGCUUCUUAAGCCCAGACCCACGGGCGAAGGUGAAGGAGAGCGGCCACCAGACUCAUGGCAGCUGGCGGCGGAAUUUGAGCCCUGGACUCACUUGGUGAGCCUGGUGAACAGCUUGGGGGGGGCCGCCAGCUUCGCCCAGCGGGUGGAGGCGGUGAACCUGCAGCACUUCGACGAGUGCCUGGAAAUCCUGAAUGCCGCCGGCCUGACGAGAAAGUCCAUGAAAUUCGAGGACAGCGGACCGUCCACGGAGCUUAUUGCCAGAUGGAAGGAGGUGGUGAGCGUGCUGGCCAACAAUGGGGGUCCAGCACUGUUUUUGGACAGCCUGCAAGGUAUCGCCGUGGAGGAUUUUCUGCGGAUGACUGGUCUACUGCGGCGAGCCGGGUUGGCGCGGCGCCUGGACAGCGAGGAUGAGGCGGAGAGGCCAAGCUUCGAAUACGGCUAUGGGGAGAGCGGAGGCCGCAUCCGGAACGACAUGCUGCAAGACUUCGUGCAGAGAGUGAUUCAGGCCGGGGGGUUCCACGCCUUCUGGCACGCGCUGAAGGGGGUGGACCUCACAAAGCUGAAGGGGGACCUGCACUGCCUGGCGGUGAUCCGGCGGAAGCUGGAGGACCUCAUCGCGGAGGACUGGUGGCUUGCUGUACAUGAUGCAGAAGGGCUGGAGGAGCUUCUGCACUCGCAUCUCUCCGAGAGGAAGCGGCGAGGGGAUGAUCUCACCUUCGGGCAGAGGAAGCGGCUGGUGAAGCGCUUCAAGGAGGUGGGCGGUGUGGAAGAGUUCCUGAAUGGGUUCGACAAGAUCAACCUGGCGCAAAUGCUAGAGCAGCACAAGGCCUUGCGGGAAGCACGCAUCAAGGAUGUCUCCGUCAUCGAGUCUUUGGCGCAAAUCGGCGGGCUUGUGAAGAACCAGGUGGACCACCUGGACGGGCUGCAGUCCGUGGCGGCGACGCUGGUGCGAUGGGGAGACCGGCACUAUCGCGGCGAAGAGCCCGUGAAGCUAUGGAGGGCAAUGCACCAGCAAGUGACCUGGCUGCUGUCCGCCAUCGAGGAGAAUGGAGCCUUGCUCAAGGCUACGCUCAACAAUGGCAGCAAACAUCCGGGGAAAGAGCCGGAGCUGACGCCUGCACGCCUUGCGCAAUUUCUGCAAGCCUUGCGGCCCCUGGGAGGUGUGCCCGGGUUCCUGUCGGCCUUCCGGGGCCUGGACUUCGCCACGGCGGCCGCGCAGGCCCGUGUCUUGCACGACGCCUGCGUGCGGAGUGCAGAGACCACCAAGCGCCUGGCGGGCAUCUACAAGCUCCUGAAGUUCAACCCCUCUCAGCUCCGGGGCUUGGAGCAUUUCCUGCGCGGCUUCGGGGGCCCAGUCUUCGCAGAGGCGCAGACGCAAGGCGGCACGCCGCAGGAUCGUUUACUGGUAGCUCAGCGCUGGCAGUGUCUGACCAACUUCUUGAGCCAAGCCGCCGGGCGAGAUUUGCAAGCGCCUUGCGAGGACUCGUCUGGCCCAGACCACGUUUUGGAGGUGGUGCAACUGGGCCUCCGCCUGAGCGAGGCUGGUGGCCUGAAAGCGAAACCGCAGGACUGGGAGCAGCUAUGUGGCGAGAUCAAAGAGACAGGCCUUGAUGAGGUGGCGGCGCGGAUGCGAAGUCUCGCCAAGGAGCGGCGCUGCGCGCCGGAGCCGGCCCCGGAGCCGGUGCGCCGCACCGAGCGCGAGCGCCUGGAGCGCGCGGAGCGCCUGGAGCGCGCGGCCUCCGCGAGCUCGCUGAUCACGCAGCGGCUGCCGUGCCUGGAAGAAGGCGAGGAUGAGUCCUUCCCCCUGCCGCGCCGCGCCCGGCCCCAGUCGGCCGCGCGGGCGCGGCCAAACGCAGCGGAAGCCUUCAGGACCCCAACUCUUCCGGGAUGGUCUCAGCUGAUGUGUCACUGAACGGCAAUGUCCGUUGUGAGACUUCCAGACCUCCACUGCUCUUCUUGUUU